This is a messenger RNA of Formica exsecta, 423 nucleotides long. RefSeq names its product stromelysin-2-like. The coding region runs from base 1 to 423 and encodes 140 amino acids. The record is from RefSeq and is a predicted model, not a curated record. Gene Ontology annotation, molecular function: metalloendopeptidase activity; zinc ion binding. NCBI's taxonomy places the organism in Eukaryota, Metazoa, Arthropoda, Insecta, Hymenoptera, Formicidae. The transcript has a single exon. Gene Ontology annotation, cellular component: extracellular matrix. Gene Ontology annotation, biological process: proteolysis.
AUGACCGAUUUCGCGUCAGAGGUACACGUUGACGAUUCAGAACCGUGGCACGUGUAUCUAAAUAAAAAUCCUCCCAACACGCAUCAUUUGUUGCAAACGCUGACGCACGAGAUUGGCCACGCUUUGGGUCUACAACACAGCAUGCGCAACAACUCGAUAAUGUUUCCAUAUAUACCCGAUAUCGAGAAUCAAUUUCCGGUUAAGCUGAGCAUAGAGGAUAUUCUGGCUAUACAGAAUCUGUACGGGUCUCACAACGACGGAAACUAUCCAACGGCGACUCCCACGACUACCGCGGCGCCCGCUACGACGAGUGUCGCGCCAAUUGACCCCGCGCGCGCGGAUCUCUGCGCUUUACGGCGCGUGGACGCCGCGCUGAUAAUGAAUUUUGAACCUCCAAUCAUGCAAUUUACAAGCGUUCUCUAA